CACGGGGUGCACGGGGCGCGGCGGCCGGAGCCCGGGGCCCGCCAUGGGCCGCCCCGAGCGGGGCGCGCUCCGGCCGCUGGUGCUGCUGUUGCUGCUGCUGCGGCUCCAGCAUCCUGCGGCGGCGGCAGAUUCACUGCUUGGCGGCCAAGGGCCGGUCAAGGAAUGCGAAGAGGACCAGUUCCGGUGCCGGAACGAACGCUGCAUCCCCUCUGUAUGGAGAUGCGACGAGGAUGAUGACUGCUCCGACAACAGCGACGAGGACGACUGCCCCAAGAAGACCUGUAUGGACAGCGACUUCACCUGUGACAAUGGCCACUGCAUCCCGGAGCGGUGGAAGUGUGAUGGCGAGGAGGAGUGUGCUGACGGCUCUGAUGAGUUCGAGGCCACUUGCACCAAGCAAGUGUGUCCUGCAGAGAAGCUGAGCUGUGGACCCACCAGCCACAAGUGUGUGCCCACCUCGUGGCGCUGCGACGGGGAGAAGGACUGCGAGAGUGGAGCAGAUGAGGCUGGCUGUGCCACCUUGUGCGCCCCGCACGAGUUCCAGUGCAGCAACCGCUCUUGCCUGGCCGCCGUGUUCGUGUGCGACGGCGACGACGACUGCGGCGACGGCAGCGACGAGCGCGGUUGUGCCGACCCGGCCUGCGGGCCCCGCGAGUUCCGCUGCGGCGGCGACAGCGGCGCCUGCAUCCCCGAGCGCUGGGUCUGCGACCGCCAGUUCGACUGUGAGGACCGCUCAGACGAGGCGGCCGAGCUGUGCGGCCGCGCGGUCCUGGGGGCCACGUCCGCGCCCGCCGCCUGCGCCGCCACCGCCCAGUUCGCCUGCCGCAGCGGCGAGUGCGUGCACCUGGGCUGGCGCUGCGACGGUGACCAUGACUGCAAGGACAAGUCGGACGAGGCCGACUGCCCGCUGGGGACCUGCCCUGGAGACGAGUUCCAGUGUGGGGAUGGGACCUGUGUCCCUGCCAUCAAGCGCUGCAACCAGGAGCAGGACUGUCCAGACGGGAGCGAUGAAGCUGGCUGCCUCCAGGAGUCCACAUGUGAGGGUCCCCGCAGAUUUCAGUGUAAGAGUGGAGAGUGCGUGGACGGCGGGAAAGUGUGUGAUACCCAGAGGGACUGCCGGGAUUGGUCGGAUGAGCCUCUGAAAGAGUGUGUUCUGCCAACGCCUCGGGGAAACAGGAGGAGGCCCAGGGGGCUGAACGAGUGUCUGCACAACAACGGCGGCUGCUCCCACAUCUGCACUGACCUCAGGAUUGGCUUUGAGUGCACCUGCCCAGCGGGCUACCGGCUCCUGGACCAGAAGACCUGCGGCGACAUUGAUGAAUGCGAGGACCCGGACGCCUGCAGCCAGAUCUGUGUCAAUUACAAGGGCUACUUUAAGUGCGAGUGCCACCCUGGCUACGAGAUGGACACACUGACCAAGAACUGCAAGGCUGUCGCUGGCAGAAGCCCGUCUCUGAUCUUCACCAACCGGCAUGAAGUGCGGAGGAUAGACCUGGUGAAGCGGGACUACUCACGCCUCAUCCCCAUGCUCAAGAACGUUGUGGCGCUGGACGUCGAAGUGGCCACCAAUCGCAUCUACUGGUGUGACCUGUCUUACCGCAAGAUCUACGGAGCCUACAUGGACAAAGCCAGUGACCCAGCAGAGCAGGAGGUCCUUAUCGACGAGCAGCUGCACUCCCCGGAGGGCUUGGCGGUGGACUGGGUCCACAAGCACAUCUACUGGACCGACUCGGGCAACAAGACUAUCUCAGUGGCCACGGUUGAUGGCCGCCGCCGAUGCACUCUUUUCAGCCAUGACCUCAGUGAACCCCGGGCCAUCGCCGUCGACCCCCUGCGAGGGUUCAUGUAUUGGUCUGAUUGGGGGUACCAGGCCAAGAUUGAGAAGUCUGGACUCAACGGUGUGGACCGGCAAACACUGGUGUCAGACAAUAUUGAGUGGCCCAAUGGAAUCACCCUGGAUUUGCUGAACCAGCGCUUGUACUGGGUAGACUCCAAGCUGCACCAGCUGUCCAGCAUCGACUUCAGUGGAGGCAACAGAAAGAUGCUGAUUUCCUCCCCGGACUUUCUGAGCCACCCUUUUGGAAUAGCUGUGUUUGAGGACAAAGUGUUCUGGACAGACUUGGAGAAUGAGGCCAUUUUCAGUGCAAAUCGGCUCAAUGGCCUGGAUAUCUCCGUCCUAGCUGAGAACCUCAAUAACCCACAUGACAUUGUCAUCUUCCAUGAGCUGAAGCAGCCAAGAGCUACAGACGCGUGUGAGCUGAGUGCCCAGCCCAAUGGAGGCUGUGAGUACCUGUGCCUUCCUGCUCCUCAGAUUUCCAGCCACUCUCCCAAGUACACCUGUGCCUGUCCUGACACAAUGUGGCUGGGCCCAGACAUGAAGAGGUGUUACCGAGCACCUCAAUCUACCUCAACUACGACGUCAACCUCUACUACAACGAGGACAGCCGAUACCACAAGAGCCCUGGGGACCACCAUCCACAGCCCCACCUACCAGAACCACAGCACAGAGAAACCAAGCCUGGCAGCUGCGGUCCCAAGCUCAGUUAAUGUCCCCAGGGCUUCUUCCAGCAUCAGCCCAUCUACCCCAAGCCCUGCAACCAGCAACCACUCCCAGCAUUAUGGGAAUGAAGGUGGCAAGAUGGGCUCAACUGUCACUGCUGCUGUCAUUGGGAUUGUCGUGCCCAUGGCCGUAAUAGCUCUUCUGUGCAUGAGUGGCUACCUGAUCUGGAGAAACUGGAAGCGGAAGAACACCAAAAGCAUGAAUUUUGACAACCCAGUGUACAGGAAAACAACGGAAGAGGAGGACGAAGAUGAACUCCACAUAGGGAGGACUGCUCAGAUUGGCCAUGUCUAUCCUGCAGCAAUCAGCAGCUUUGAUCGCCCACUGUGGGCAGAGCCCUGUCUUGGGGAGACCAGAGAACUGGAAGACCCAACCCCUGCCCUCAAGGAGCUUUUUGUCUUGCCGGGGGAACCAAGGUCACAGCUGCACCAACUCCCGAAGAACCCUCUUUCCGAGCUGCCUGUCGUCAAGUGCAAGCGAGUGGCAUUAAGCCUUGAAGAUGAUGGACUGCCCUGAGGAUGGGACCACUCCCUUCGUGCCUCAUGGAAUUGGGUUCCAUGCACUACACUCUCUGGAUGGUGUGUGCUUGGAUGGAAGGGUUUCUGUUUAUGGGUCUGUGUGAGUGAAUGCGCACACGUGUGUGUAUGUGUGAUUUUUUUUUUUUUAAUUUAUGUUGCGGAAAGGUAACCACAAAGUUAUGAUGAACUGCAAACAUCCAAAGGAUGUGAGAGCUUUUAUAUGUAUAAUGUUUUAUACACUUUUUAACUGGUUGCACUACCCAUGAGGAAUUCAUGGAAUGGCUACUGCUGAGUGACUAACAUGAUGUACAUAACCAAAUGGGGCCGAUGGUACAGUAGCUUACUCAUCAUUUUAAAACUAUAUUUACAGAGAUUAUUUGGUUUUGGGGGGAUUUUUUAGGUUUUGGAGUUUUGAGGGUUUUUUUGUAAAUAAAAUCAUUAUGCUUUGUGGCUAUCCAUCAACAUAAAAAAAAAGAAAAAAACCACUUCGACUCCCUCCCCCAUUUAGAUUAUUUAUUAACAUAUUUCAAAAAUAAGAUUAGUUCUAUAAAUAAUUUAGAGACAUGAGAGUAUUUAUUUUUGGUAUGAUUGGCCCACCACAUGGACUCUGUAUACGUUUAUGUCUGCAUGAGUGUGAGAGAAAAAUCUAGAGAAGAGGCGCACCUAUGGCUGUUCGAAUAUAUAAAGAUAAAUAUAUUUUAAAAUAAUCCACAAGAGGGGUAUCAGUUGUUUUCAGAGAAGCUUUUGGAAAUUUGGCUCAGAAAGCAGAUACCAUGGUUUGUGCAAACAUGUAUUAGAAGAGAAUCUUCUCCACCUGUGGCUAUUCCUGGGACCCCAGUCAGUCAGGAAAAGCCUUUCAGCUCACCCAUGGCUGCUUUGACUCCUACCUGGGCUCUCUGUUCUGUGGCUAAGGCCAGUGUACAGACUGCACAGUGCCAGAAGUUCUCGAGUGCUCAGGUGAGAACAUACCUGAACCUUAGCUACUCCUCGUUUUAAAGUUCAGCAUUUCGAGUAACUUCAUUUUCCUUCAGGACACUUGUGUUGAAUUCAUUAAGGUUGCUCUGAAGGACCCUUGAGGGUGCCUUCCUUACUUAUGGAGAGCUAAGUGGAGAUGUUUCCAGAACAGCCCAAGUUUACUGUAGGGACUGGCUGAGGAUAAGGACAGUGGAACCGGUUUUGUUACAUCUCCAUUUCUCCCUUCCCCUUACUCUCUACCAUUUUGUUUAGGUGGGGGAAAGUAAGACAGAGGUUUGUUACCAUAAUGUUCAUACAGAUGAAACUAAUUUUUGGAUUAAAUCAGAAUAAGUGGCCAAACCUAAAGUCCUAGUUGAGGGAGAAAUGGCAUACGCAAUAUCAUAGUACAUUGGAUAUAUAUGUCCACACAGGGAUUUGGUUACUGCUUUGUAAAUAAAAGAAAAACUCUAGGUAUAUGUAUAGAUUAUUUUUUUUUUUUCACUGUGGACACUUUCUUUGCUUUCCCUGGGCCUUGAGGGAGGUGGGGAGAAGUGCUCUUUUCUCUUUGUGGGGUCUACCAUUGAAAACAUAAUCCUACAAUCCCAGAAGGAAUUCAGUCCCUGCUGACUCUCAUCCGAGGUGUGGUCUUUUCUUAAUUCUGCUGUUCUGCUCCUUCACUCCCACUGGACAACCAGGGACAAAGUGUGACACGUAAGUGUUUGGCUUAAGUAGGAGGAGAGGACAUGUAUCUAACCUUAACAUAUCUGGAACUUGACACAUUUAAGCAAAUUCUUCCCACCUAUGCCCCAGCUGCCCACAACUCAAUGAAGCUUGGAUGUCUCACCAGCUUGCUACUCUUUGAAUUUCCAGGAAGACAUUCUGGAGAUCUAUCACCGAGUUCCUAGGACCUUUCUCUACAUCAUUCACGGUCUCCUAACUUUUGAGAAAACUGUGUUCUGGAGCCUGGGCACUGUACUUUGCAUAAACAAGCAAUUUCCUCAUGAUAUGUAUGUCCUGAAACAUUCACUGAGAGAGUAAAUGCAAUUGACUAGAAUGACCAUUACCAAAUAGAAUUUUAAAACUGGGUGGCCAACUCCUAUGGAGCUUAAUCACUUACUAUUAUUCUUUCAAGAUUGGAAAGUAAAAUUAUUUUUUGACUGAAGGAAAACUGAUGAAAGUGAAAAAUCAUUGAAAUUUACCUAAAACAAGCAACAUUUUCUAUAACCUGCCUCCAAAGACAUAGAAUUUCCUGGGGAAAUGAUAACAGUGACUAAUGCAUACCAUCUAAACUUUCUGUCAAAUCCUGGCCUUCACAGAAGAAAACAAUAAAGGGGGUAAGGAUGAUUCAGCCUGAGAUUCCAAAAUGAUGAUGAACCGCAACUUCUCAGAGACACCCAUGAUUUCUGAAUAAGCUACAACUGCAGUUUGAAAGAGGCAGCUAUGGAAGCAACCUACAAAAAACAAAGUUGUGGAGCACUCACGUGUUGGAUGGCAGUAAAUGAGAUGAAAUCUAAGGAGUCAGAUCCAUCCUCCUUCUAAUCCUGGAGGCAUUUGAGCCUCAUUCUGAGGUUUAGUUGCAUUUCUGUUGCCUUUUGCCCCUGUGCUGUCAUAUAACUACAGUCAUUAACGGGUCACACAGUCAUUGGACUAUAGAGCUGGAAGGAAGCUUAAAAACGAUGCCAGGAGGGCAGGAAAUUUAUCAGACAUAUUUUUUCUCUAUUUAAAAGAAACUGGUCCCUGUCCUUUUCCUCCCUUUCCUUCUCCAGGAGACUACUUUGGGCUGCCUGAUCACUGUACCAAACCUGCUAUCUAUCUUUCCAAUGGAAUUAUGAAGGCCCUGGCAGAAAUGGCCUUUCAGAAACAGAGAAAACUAAAAUUUUAUUUAUUUACUUUAGAUAGCAUGGUUAUUUAUAAAACAGAUGGAGGUAACCUGUAACCUUGGAAUGAGAUCAGAUUUAAAUUUAUGGCAAAAAGUACUAUUGAUCCCUCCAAUUCUCUCUUUGUGAUUGCAGUAUAUUAAUUCACUGAAACCAUUUUCUAGGUACCAACUAAGUGUCAGGCACUACAGAUGUACAGGUCAACCAAACAUUUUCUGUCUUUAUGGAGCACAUAAUAGCAAUAGAGGAAGACAUGUGGAAACAUAAAAAAGAAUAGAUUCUUUUCAGAGUAUUAAGAUACAAAGAGAUCAUUUCUACCCAAGAAGAUGAGGAAUGGGGUCAAGAAAGGCAUCAUAGGAGAAGUGACCUUAAGCUAAGUCUUAAAAAUUAAGUAGGGGUGUCCAAGUUGCUUCAGGCAGAGGAGACACAGAGGCAUGGAACAGCAUGGGGACUUUAAGGAAGUGCAUGUAAUUCAUUAGAAGGAACAAAAAGCUCAAGGGAGACUUAGCAAGAAAUGAGGCUCAAUGAAAAGACAGGUUCAAUUAAGCACUUUAUAGAAUACUUCUAUUUAAUUUCUGAUUCAAUUAAGCAAACAUUUCUUGGUCAUUUAUUGUGUACGAGGCACUGAGUGCAUCAUGAAAACUUCAUCAGGAUGUGUUGCCAGCCCUUUGCAGGCUUGGCAUUCUUCAGCCUCAAGCUUUCCAGUGGCCAAAGGGAAAUCGUGACUGCUUUUCAUAUAUUUGAGUUGAAGUUUUUUGAUAUGGUCAAUGACAACUAAUAUAAGGGCCGUGGAAUUUUCACAGAAGCACUCCACGUUGUCAGGAGCCUCAGAUUUUCUCAACAGUGAGAAAGAAAACUGGAAAUGUUGAAGACAUGAGUCUACAGAGGUAACCCCAGCACUGUCCAGUCAGGCGUUGGUGGGAAUGGGGAGAGGGCACAGGAAGGUGAGCCUCCCCACCUCACUCCCUAACUUUAGCCACACACUCGUCAUUUCACAGAAUAUAAAUGGUUAGCAGUUAAAACAUUUCAGAGUAAAUUAUUUACUUUCCCAUCAAUGCAUGAAGAUAGAGGAUUGCAGUUUUCUCACACUGUAUUUUUAGGGUAUUGGGGAUAUUCAGGAUAUGGAGAACUUAGAGGUAGAAGAAUUACAGCUUCAAAUUUUCAGUUAAUAAUUCAGGAAGCUCUUUUCAUUCAAGCUAUGCACCAUGUGCAUAUUCAAAAAUCAGCAGAAACCCUCUGUAUUUGCAACACUUUGUGCUAUAAAAAGUAAUUUUAAAAAGAACCACCUGUAUAUGUAUAUAUAGAUAUAUUUAAAGACAUGAAGGUUUUGAUACUUUUUUACAAAAAUUACAAGAGAAAACAAAUACCUGUACAAACCAUGUGUUUUAAAAUAGCAUUUUGUUCUAUACAAGCUGUUGUUAAUUUGGGGGUGAAGUACUGGUCUGCAAACUCCAUCACACUGUACCCCAAUGAAUUUUCCUUGUUUGUUCCCCACCCCCUCGCACACACACACCCAAAUUACCAUAUUUGAUGUAACAGGCAAACAGGCAUGUUAGAAUGUUGGAUCACACUAACCAUUUCUGAUCUUUUUGUCUCAUCAUUCCGAGUUCCGUUAGUUUCUGUACUCAGUCCCCUUUGCAGUCUGGUUUCUCUUCCAGAGGCAAAGGGUGGAGUGUUGCAUCUUACUAGCUGUAUUGACGUCAUCUUGGUGAACUAAAAACCAAGUGUGGACAUUUGUAAAAUCAGUGCACUGUUUCUAGA
This is a messenger RNA of Rhinolophus ferrumequinum (greater horseshoe bat), 7670 nucleotides long. RefSeq names its product LDL receptor related protein 8 (gene LRP8). The record is from RefSeq and is a predicted model, not a curated record. Gene Ontology annotation, molecular function: protein binding; calcium ion binding. The coding region runs from base 44 to 3076 and encodes 1010 amino acids. The transcript has 21 exons. Lineage: Eukaryota; Metazoa; Chordata; Mammalia; Chiroptera; Rhinolophidae.